This is a messenger RNA of Rotaria socialis, 1191 nucleotides long. The record is from the annotation of a GenBank genome assembly. NCBI's taxonomy places the organism in Eukaryota, Metazoa, Rotifera, Eurotatoria, Philodinida, Philodinidae.
AUGCAAGCUAUUCUCUAUUCAAAGAAUUCGAGAUCUGGUGUUAGAAUUGCCACCGUUCCACGCCCAUCUCUAAUGUCAACACAGUAUGAUCCUACUUCCACUGGUGUCAUUCGUUUCUGGCAUUUUCGAAUAAUCGAACUCAUCAGCACUUUUAUGAGCUAUUGCAUGUGUCUACUGCGUAGGUUACUUCCAAGUAUACCAGGUCCAUAUGGUGAGAUAGCUGAUCGUCAGUGGGUAUUAUGUCGUGUUUAUUGUGGCGGUGUCAAUCCAGUAGAUGCAAAGUUCCUUUACGGCGACAAACUACCACACUUCUUGCUGCCUCUUGUUAAAUGGUUUGUUGAAGGUCGAAUCUGUGGCAUUGAUUUCAGUGGUGUGGUAGUCGAAGCACCGUCUGAUUGUGGAUAUGCACCUGGAGAUGCUGUAUUUGGAACAAUUCCUCCAUUUUGCGGCUCAUUUGCUGAAUAUGUACGAGCACCAACUGAUUUUAUUAGUCACAAACCAAGGAACGUAUCAUUUGUUGAAGCGAGUGCACUUCCAUUAGUAGCUUUGACUACUAUGCAAGCGUUUGAUGACAAUAAUUUAAAGAUUGGACAACAUGUUCUGAUUCUAGGUGCUUCGGGCGGAACUGGUCAUAUAGCAGUACAAAUAGCUAAAACUAAAGGAGCCAGAGUUACUGCAGUGGCUGGUUCACGUAACGUCGAUUUCGUCAAAGAUCUUGGCGCAGAUAAUGUCAUUGCUUACGAUGGAUCUGAAGAUGUUUUACAGGCUUUACAAACUAUAACAUCGCGCCAUGGUUCAUUCGACUUGGUCUUUGACGCUGUCUCCUCCCACGACCCACGAGAUGCAAGUUUUGCUUAUGAAAGCCGAAUUCGUAAUCUAAGACCUCCAUUGUUGUCUGGAAUGUAUAUUUUUAUUGGAGGCGUCCCCAAAGACUGGGUAUUUGCGCACUUAAAGCGAUUUUUGGGUGUCGACUGCUUCUCAUCGGGCAGGCAGCUAUUUUGGGUGAGGUUUCCUGAUAGUGCUAAAAGACUCAAUUCACUGCGAAGGUUUUGUGAGGCGAAGCAAAUUAAAGUCAAAAUAGCAAAUUGCGUGCCAUUCACAGAGGAGGGUGUUCAAGAAGCAUUUCGCUUGCAAAUGAAUCGUCGUGUAGUUGGUAAAAUAGUCAUUAAAAUUGCUACUGGCAUUGAGUAG